Messenger RNA from Aegilops tauschii subsp. strangulata, 1631 nucleotides. RefSeq lists its product as uncharacterized. Gene Ontology annotation, molecular function: RNA nuclease activity. Gene Ontology annotation, biological process: mRNA processing. The record is from RefSeq and is a predicted model, not a curated record. NCBI's taxonomy places the organism in Eukaryota, Viridiplantae, Streptophyta, Magnoliopsida, Poales, Poaceae.
GGUUCGAGAAUCACUUUUCCCUUGGUAUCGCCGGACUCCUCUUUCUCUCCGGCGGCAGCGGCAACCCCAGCUCCACCGAUGGCGGGAGCCCCCGACCCUCUGCAACCUCUGCCGCCGGAUCCAGUUACAGUUCGAGCGAUUAAGGAUUGCUACCGUGAACCGGGGCCAAUCAAAGGCAACGUUAAAUUAGAACCCUGUGAUGAUGACGUGGUCCUUGAUUUUGAUCACACAACAAUGAUGUUCCAGAAGUGCACGUGCCAAGUUGGUACCUUUAAAUUGACAAGAUUCAUCAAGAAGGGGCUCGCAAGUUCUAAGGAUUGGGCUCUCAACUACCAUUUUGUCAGUGCUUUGCGACAUCCCGCUGCUAUGCAAGUGGAGAAUUUCUUCCAUUCAGAGUGUGUGGUCGUUUCUGAAGUGAAUGGGUCGUUCGACAAAUGGCUGGGUACCAUGGAAACCGCAGAACUGUUCGAUGAAGGCGAUAUGCGCCCCAUCCUAAGAAAAAUGGUGAACCAACUUGCGGGUCUUGUGCAAAGUAUAAUUGCUUGGCAAAAGUGUCCCCAGGAUCUUUCAAUGGAAGACUUGUACAUCAAGCUGCUUCCUGGUGGUAUACCUAAGCUACAGGUGUUGAUACUUAAGGUUCAAAAUUGCAGCAUUAUAGCUGAGGAGCAGGCUUGGAAAAAUGUAAGGGAGAUUGUUAAAGAGUGGUUUGAACAGCAUGAUGUCGCUCCAAGCUCGGCAAGUGAAGACUUCAUCUCAUGUAUUGGGGUUCUGACAAAAAAUACUCAAGCCCUCUUGGAGGACCACCCGGAUGAGUGGGACAACAUGAAGAAAGGUGCAUUCCUCAUGGAAACGUACUCGUACUCCCGGCAAGUGUCUCGUAGGGUCAAUACAUCAGGAUUAAGGUGGCCCGUGGAAGCAGAUGGAGUAACUACUCCAUCGUUGCUGUCAGAUUUAAUUCGUCAUGGAGAGAAACACGCGAUGUAUGACAAGGCAUUCGCAAGUGACUACGUGAGGCUGUUGAGGAACAGCUACAAGCACUUCAAAGAUCUGCCAGAGCAUAUUAAGCAAAAGCUUGGAGGGAAUACAGAUGGACUUAUUCAACAGGUCGAAAAGUGGUCGCCUCGUAUCUGGCACAUCUUGUACGUGGCACUUCACAUGACCUGAUCGACCUAGCUGAUGUGUGGUUGCUGACCAAGAAGCACUGUCCGUCAUGUUGCUGCAUGGAAUGGAGAUGAAAUUAAGAGUGGCUUAACUAAUUAGAUAUACUAGAUCGCACUGGUCAUUGUAAUCCUAUCUAUCUAUCUAGCUAGCUAGCUAGCUAGCUAGCUAGCUACUGCUACUUUGUCUUGCUUGGCUGGUAAACAGACAAACAAACAACCAAACAAAGAAACUAGAGGAGGAUUCUGCUGCCCAGCUUGACGCGACAAACAACAAUGUCUUGUACUGGGACAUCUCCAUCUCCUGGGCCUGGCUACUGGUGGUACUAGUCGCUUGAUGGAUUCGUUUUUCAUUGAUUCAUGGUGCUCCCGGCAUGGCAUGGCUUCAUACUGGGGCGUCUUCUAAGUAACAAUGAAUGAAUGUAUUGUUGCAGCUGACUAAGAUGCGCUCUCUUGAAGUUUUCAUUUAUCUUA